This is a messenger RNA of Saccostrea cuccullata (small rock oyster), 2149 nucleotides long. RefSeq names its product urocanate hydratase-like. Gene Ontology annotation, molecular function: urocanate hydratase activity. The transcript is spliced from 21 exons. The record is from RefSeq and is a predicted model, not a curated record. Gene Ontology annotation, biological process: L-histidine catabolic process. Lineage: Eukaryota; Metazoa; Mollusca; Bivalvia; Ostreida; Ostreidae. The coding region runs from base 37 to 2070 and encodes 677 amino acids.
AUCGACAAGACAAUUACCUCACAAGGCCAAACAAACAUGUCGUCUUUAAAGGACUUAUUUGAGGGGUUGCCUUUGGACCCCCUCCCACCCAAGAGGUAUCGAGAUGAAACUGUGGCUCACGCACCUGUUAGGACCCCCCACCUAAGUUCUGAGGAGCAGGCGUUAGCCCUGGAAAAUGCCUUGAGAUAUUUCCCUGCAGAAGUGCAUGAAACAUUGGCAGAGGAGUUUGCAGAUGAACUCAGAAAUUAUGGACAUAUCUAUAUGUACAGGUUUAUGCCCGAAACUCAACUGAGAGCAUACCCAAUAGAUGAGAUACCAGCACGCACCCGACAUGCUGCUGCCAUAAUUCAUAUGAUUUUGAAUAACCUUGACCCCAGUGUAGCCCAGUUUCCGCAGGAGCUUGUAACAUAUGGAGGAAAUGGGCAGGUGUUCUCAAACUGGGCACAGUUUCUGCUGACGAUGAAAUAUCUCUCGGAGAUGACGGAUGAACAGACCCUGGUCAUGUAUUCCGGUCACCCUGCAGGACUCUUCCCCAGCUCCUCCUCAGCUCCACGAGUCGUUGUCACCAACGGUAUGGUCAUUCCCAAUUACUCGUCUCGAGAAAUGUAUGAAAAGAUGUUUGCUCUUGGUGUUUCAAUGUACGGACAGAUGACGGCUGGUAGCUAUUGUUACAUAGGACCACAGGGAAUCGUACACGGAACUACGCUGACUGUUUUGAAUGCUGCCCGUAAACACCUGGGAUGUACGGAUAUGACAGGAAAGGUGUUUGUGUCCUCCGGUCUGGGUGGUAUGAGUGGAGCUCAACCAAAGGCUGGAACCAUAUGUGGCUGUAUCAGUGUUGUUGCCGAGGUCAGCAAAGAAGCUUUGGAAAAGAGAUACAACCAAGGAUGGGUGAUGAAGACGACAGGGGAUUUGACGGAAUGUGUCAGUCUCAUACGCCAGGCCAAGAAACUGAAGAGGAAAUGCAGCAUUGGAUACCACGGAAAUGUGGUGGAUUUGUGGGAGCGUUUGGUUUCUGAGUACGAGAGUACCGGAGAGUUAUUAGUGGAUCUUGGGUCAGAUCAGACCAGCUGUCACAAUCCCUUCCUGGGAGGAUAUUACCCAGAUCAGUUAUCCUAUGAAGAAGCGAGAGUUGAAAUGCAUGAAAAUCCUGUAAGAUUCAAGAACUUGGUUCAGGAAAGUUUAAGACGUCAGGUAGAUGCCAUCAAUAAAUUGUCAGCGAGAGGAAUGUAUUUCUUUGAUUAUGGAAACGCCUUCCUUCUGGAGGCUGGGCGAGCAGGGGCGGAUGUAGGAAAAAAGUCAGGGGUGACAGGAACAACUUUUCGGUACCCUUCAUACGUUCAAGACAUCAUGGGGGACAUAUUCUCAUUGGGGUUCGGUCCGUUCAGGUGGGUAUGCACGUCAGGUAACCCUGGUGAUUUAGAUACGACAGAUGAAAUCGCCACUUCUGUUCUAGAGGACAUGAUAAACAAAGGGGUUCCGUUGAGCACUAAACAGCAGUAUGAGGACAACAUCAGAUGGAUAAAGGAAGCUAAUCAAAAUAAGCUGGUUGUUGGAUCACAAGCCAGAAUACUUUACUCAGACCAGAAGGGCAGAACAGAAAUAGCUACAGCGUUUAAUGAAGCAGUAGGCAGCAAAAAACUAAGGGGUCCAGUGGUGAUCAGUCGUGACCAUCAUGACGUCAGCGGUACGGACAGUCCAUACAGAGAAACUUCCAACAUUUAUGACGGGUCAGCAUUCUGUGCAGAUAUGGCGGUACAGAACUGUAUUGGGGAUGCUUUCAGAGGAGCCACUUGGGUGGCGCUCCAUAAUGGUGGGGGUGUAGGAUGGGGUGAAGUAAUCAAUGGAGGUUUUGGAUUGGUGUUGGACGGAUCUAAGGAAGCUGUGGAGAAAGCCAGGAGAAUGCUAGCCUGGGAUGUCUCAAAUGGGGUAAAUCGUAGAUGUUGGGCUGGAAAUGCAAAGGCUGAGGAGACCAUAUGUAGAACCAUGGAGGAAAACCCAGGACUCAAAGUCACUGUGCCAUAUCAUGUCCAAGACAAGGACCUCCUGAAAAGGGCUCUAAAUGACUAGAUACAUUCACUCUCCUAAAAAGGCUUUAAAGGAUUAGUUUCCUUCACUCUCAAAAAAGGGACUAGAUCUAUUCACACUU